Molecule: messenger RNA, 369 nt
Organism: Pollicipes pollicipes
Lineage: Eukaryota; Metazoa; Arthropoda; Thecostraca; Pollicipedomorpha; Pollicipedidae
Source: RefSeq, a predicted model, not a curated record
CCGAUGGUGACCAACAUCACGCUGAGCUCUGACGCCGUGCUGGGCCAGCCGGCGUCGCUGCGCGCCACAUUCUGCGCCGACCCGCCGCCCACGCAGCUGCUCUGGGUGCUGGGCCAGUUCGCGGCGCGCCCCGGCCACCACUCGGCGCUGGCGCACGCGGCCAACACCACCGACGGCGCGCACAACAGCUGCUUCGAGGCGACGCUGUUCGUGCCCGCGCUGCGGCCCGAGAUGACCGGCGAGGUAACCGUGCUGGUCGUCAACGCGCUCGGGGCCGACCAGCUGACGCGGCCGCUCGCCGUCAGCCGGCCCAGUCACGUGACAUUCGGCGGUGCGCCAUUGAAUAAUCGGACGGCACGCUCGCCGUAG